GGGCACAGACGCAUAAUGGCGGUUAGUGACUGUUUUCUUCGUGAUGUCAGCAAUUUUUUCAUGUUUUUCAAAUUAUAUAAUUCGGUGAUUCUUUUGCUGUGUUCUAGCUCUUUUUUAUCACCCUUUGAACUCUUCAAUGGCCGCUCCUCUCACUCACGAAACCAUCAAGGAUGGUUGGUUCCAUGAAAAGACCACUCUCUGGCCCGGUCAAGCUAUGGCCAUCAAGGUCGAGGAAAUCCUUCAUGUCGAGAAGUCUUUGUACCAAGACGUUCUUGUUUUCCAAUCCUCCAACUACGGCAACGUCUUGAUUCUUGAUGGUGUCAUCCAGGCCACUGAACGUGACGAGUUCUCCUACCAAGAGAUGAUCACUCACUUGGCCAUGAACUCUCACCCCAACCCCAAGAAGGUUCUUGUUAUUGGUGGUGGUGAUGGUGGUGUCCUCCGUGAAGUCGUCAAGCACGAAUGUGUUGAAGAAGUUGUUCUUUGCGAAAUUGACGAAGCUGUUCCCCGCGUGUCCAAGAAGUACUUGCCUAACAUGGCCAUUGGUUUCCAACAUCCCAAGGUUCACGUUCACAUUGGCGACGGUUUCCCUUACUUGGAAGACAAGGUCAACACUUUUGAUGUUAUCAUCACCGACUCUUCCGACCCCGUUGGACCUGCCGAGUCCUUGUUCCAAAAGCGUUUCUUCGAGCUCAUGAAGAACGCUCUUACCCACAAUGGUAUCAUCUCCACCCAAGGUGAAUGCAUGUGGCUCCAUCUUCCCCUUAUCAAGGAAGUCCAGACCUUCUGCCGCACUCUCUUCCCCGUUGUUGAGUAUGCCUACACUACCAUCCCCACUUACCCCAGUGGCCAGAUUGGUUUCAUGAUGUUGUCCAAGGACAAGGAAUUGACCUUGAAGAAGCCUUUGCGCAAGUGGACUCCUGAGCAGGAAGCCAAGCUCUGCCGUUACUACAACUCUGAGAUUCACGCUGCUGCCUUUGUUCUUCCUCAGUUCGCCAAGGCUGCCAUUCAAGAGUAAAUGUGCAAUGAUUUUUUGGGCUGCCCACCCCUUUGUAUGUGUUCUAUCUCAACUGUGUCAAACUA
This is a messenger RNA of Umbelopsis ramanniana AG, 1083 nucleotides long. RefSeq lists its product as uncharacterized. The record is from RefSeq and is a predicted model, not a curated record. The transcript has 4 exons. NCBI's taxonomy places the organism in Eukaryota, Fungi, Mucoromycota, Umbelopsidomycetes, Umbelopsidales, Umbelopsidaceae. Gene Ontology annotation, biological process: spermidine biosynthetic process. The coding region runs from base 137 to 1018 and encodes 293 amino acids. Gene Ontology annotation, cellular component: cytosol. Gene Ontology annotation, molecular function: spermidine synthase activity.